Penicillium cinerascens is the source of this 1002-nucleotide messenger RNA. RefSeq names its product putative short chain dehydrogenase/oxidoreductase. The record is from RefSeq and is a predicted model, not a curated record. Gene Ontology annotation, molecular function: oxidoreductase activity, acting on NAD(P)H, oxygen as acceptor. Lineage: Eukaryota; Fungi; Ascomycota; Eurotiomycetes; Eurotiales; Aspergillaceae. The transcript has a single exon. Bases 1 to 1002 code for a protein of 333 amino acids. Gene Ontology annotation, cellular component: intracellular anatomical structure.
AUGUCUUUCAACCUUGCUCGUUGCUUGGCUCCCGCUCGCACUCGCUUCGCCGGUGCCGCCAUCAAUGCUCCUCGCACUCUCGUUUCUUCUUCUGCUCGUCUCUACUCGAGUACCAAGAGUGCCUUCAACCCCCAGGAUAUCCACAAUAUCUCACACAAGAGACCCGAGCAUAUCCAGAACGUUCUUCCCUCCAAGAAGGAGGUGCACAAUGCCCGACGAUUCGGCGAGUUCGACAUGGAGGGCCGCGUGUACGCCAUCACUGGUGGUGGCCGUGGAUUGGGUCUGUCCAUGGCCGAGGCCCUGAUUGAGGCCGGCGCCAAGGUCUACUGCCUGGACCGUCUCGAGACUCCCCACCCUGAUUUCAUUACCGCCAAGGACAAGGCCGAGAACGAGUACGGCGGUGCCCUCGAGUACAUCCGCAUCGAUGUCCGCAACAGCGUCGAGGUGAACAACACUUUCGCUGCCAUUGCCGCCCAGAACCAACGCCUGGACGGCCUGAUCGCCGCCGCCGGCAUCAACCACCUCCAGAGUGCCCUCGAGCACUCCGAGCAGGCCAUGGACGACGUGAUGUCCAUCAACUACAAUGGCGUGUUCCACUCCGCCACUGCCGCCGCCCGCCAGAUGUUCAACUACCAGCAGAAGGGCUCGAUCCUGCUAGUCGCCAGCAUGAGCGGUCUCAUCGCCAACAAGGGCAUGACUUCUCCGGUCUACAACAGCUCCAAGGCCGCCGUCAUUCAACUGGCCCGCUCCCUCGCGAUGGAAUGGGGCCGUUAUGGCAUCCGCGUCAACUCUCUUUGCCCCGGCCACAUCAUCACGCCCAUGGUCGAUGAAGUCUUCCAGCAGAACCCCGCCGCCCGCGCCACUUGGGAAGCCGAGAACAUGCUCGGUCGCCUGGCGUUGCCCCAGGAAUUCCGAGGCUCCGCUCUCUUCUGCCUGUCUGACGCUAGCAGCUUCAUGACCGGCAGCACCCUCCUCAUCGACGGUGGCCACACUGCCUGGUAA